Molecule: messenger RNA, 519 nt
Organism: Ostrea edulis (European flat oyster)
Lineage: Eukaryota; Metazoa; Mollusca; Bivalvia; Ostreida; Ostreidae
Product: CD209 antigen-like protein C
Exons: 4
Coding region: 1-519 (172 amino acids)
Source: RefSeq, a predicted model, not a curated record
AUGGCAGAGUCAAAGGAAGGUCUUCAGAGUAUAUUAGAUAAAUUGCAUGCUUACUGUGACAGAUGGGAUAUUGGGGUCAGUGUUGCGAAAACGAAAAUCGUUGUAGUUAGAAAAGGAAGUCAAAGAAAUUGCCUGGGUAAUUGGAAAAAGUUUAGAGGAAACUGUUAUAUGCUUCUGUCUAAGAAACAGAACCAGGAAUCUGGAAAGAUUGCGUGCAAAUUGCUGAAUGGAAAUUUGGCUGACAUAACAUCUGAAAGUGAAAACACCUGGCUUCAUAAGACUUUUAAUGGUUUAAAGGACACCGCUUGGAUCGAUGCAGCAGACAGAGCGAAGGAGGGAGAGUGGAGGUGGUCCUCCACUGGGAAGUUGUUGAAAUUUACUGCUUGGCUGAAAGGAGAACCAAACAACUCAAAUGGAAAAGAACACUGUGCUGUUGCUUAUACAACGGGAGGAAAAUGUGCUUGGUACGAUGUGCCAUGCAGUUUCAGUCGUCAAACUUUGUGCAAGAAGAAAGCAUAA